GUACUUUCGACUGGAGUUGACUUGGCUUCUUCGUCUCGCUUCUCCUGGUCUCUGGGCUUUAAGGCACGUUGAAAUCAAUAUGACGGCAAUACAAAUCAGGGUUGGGGCCGUUCCAUGUGGGAAGUCCACUCCUCUUUUUUUAGACUUAUUUUGCCGCAGUCUUAUUAUACUGUGUACAUUUCUGUCUGUCAUCCUCUCGUCAAUUGCAGUGUGUGAUGGUCACUGGCUGCUCACCGGCCGCCAUAUGUUCGGCCUGUGGUAUUUCUGCUCACUGGAGGAGCAGCAGGGCUCUGUGUUGGGGUCCCAGAGUUUUAAAGCAUCCUCUAACUGCACUAGACAUCUGGAGGAGGCAGGGGUGGAUGGUCUGGGUGUGGGCUUGCCGGCGUGUCGUUCUGUGAUUGCUCUGGCUGUGGUCAGUGCCAUAUUUGGACUGGAGUUGCUUGUGAUGUCACAGGCCAGCGAAGGGAGGGACUCCAGUCAACGCUGGACCUUCGGGGCACGGCUGGUGCUGCUGGCGGGGGUAAUGGCUGCCGGAGGAAUUGCAACUUUUGUCCUCCUGUUAGGAGCAUUUGCAACGCUCCUUGGGUUUACUCUCACCUUCUGGUGUCAGUUCACUGCCACCUUCCUGUUCUUCCUCAAUGGAAUGGCAGCGCGGCACAUCCAGCAUAUUGAACCGCUGCUGCCCUUUAGUGGACAUUCUGACAAACUGUAGAAAUAAGGCCGGCACUAACAAUAAACUCUAAAACUUGGAAAAGCUCAAUUAGAAGCUGCUGUUGGUUCAUCUUGAGCAGUUCUGUAUCUGCAUUCUUUUGAAUUUGAAGAUUUAUAAAUAAUGAUUUAUAAAUAGUGAACUUUCUAAAAAGGUCCCAAAAAGGC
Molecule: messenger RNA, 876 nt
Organism: Sinocyclocheilus grahami
Lineage: Eukaryota; Metazoa; Chordata; Actinopteri; Cypriniformes; Cyprinidae
Product: voltage-dependent calcium channel gamma-like subunit
Exons: 2
Coding region: 80-712 (210 amino acids)
Cellular component (GO): membrane
Molecular function (GO): calcium channel activity; voltage-gated monoatomic ion channel activity
Source: RefSeq, a predicted model, not a curated record